This is a messenger RNA of Stegodyphus dumicola, 480 nucleotides long. RefSeq names its product ribonuclease H-like. The record is from RefSeq and is a predicted model, not a curated record. Lineage: Eukaryota; Metazoa; Arthropoda; Arachnida; Araneae; Eresidae.
AUGCAACAGCCCAACAAGGAAAUACAGCACAUCAGCAACCAUAGACUUUACACUGAUGGUUCUAAACAUGCUGAAGGCGUUGGCAGUGCUUUCUUGCACUGUUGGCAAGGCCAAGAAUUACAUCAUUGGAAAGGCCACCUAGGUGACAGCAAUAGCGUCUUUCAGGCCGAAGUGAUAGCAAUUACAGCUGCUGUUGAAUAUCUAAUAAGCCGAAAAAUCUCAAAAGCUUAUCUCUAUACGGAUAGUAUGUCUGCCUUGCUGGCCCUAAGCAAACACAACCAUGUUUCCCCGUUGAUCAUCCGCCUUCAACAACUCUUAAAAGAUAACCCACAGGUACACGUGGACAUGACGUGGGUGAAAGCUCACGAGGGCAAUGCAGGUAAUGAGGCAGCGGACGUGCUCGCCAAAGAGGCAGCCUCAAACAUCAACGCACCGGCAUCGUUGUUCCGGCGCCACCUUCCCAUCUUAAAAGACUGCUGA